This is a messenger RNA of Cladophialophora psammophila CBS 110553, 1821 nucleotides long. Its product is annotated as ATP-dependent RNA helicase dbp9. Bases 1 to 1821 code for a protein of 606 amino acids. NCBI's taxonomy places the organism in Eukaryota, Fungi, Ascomycota, Eurotiomycetes, Chaetothyriales, Herpotrichiellaceae. The record is from RefSeq and is a predicted model, not a curated record. Gene Ontology annotation, molecular function: RNA helicase activity; ATP binding; nucleic acid binding. Gene Ontology annotation, cellular component: nucleolus. The transcript has a single exon.
AUGAAGCGAAAGCUGGACGCCAAUGAUGCACCAACAGUUGAAGUUUCGCGAGAUCCUGAGGAAGAUGGAUUGUCGUUCAGUUCCUUUGGCCUUGACCCUCGCCUAAUGCAGGCCAUUGCAAAAUCAGACUUCUCCCACCCUACAUCAGUACAGGCAAAGGCCAUUCCCCUGGCGCUUGAGGGAAAAGAUAUCCUUGCAAAAUCCAAAACAGGUUCCGGAAAAACCGCCGCCUACGUCCUCCCCACUCUACAAGCGAUCCUGCGUCGAAAAUCCUCCUCCCUGGGCGUCAAGAUCACGUCUACUCUUGUCCUCGUGCCUACCAGAGAACUGGCUGAUCAAGUAUACAAGGCCUUCAAUACCUUUGCGGGGUUCUGCUCGAAAGACGUACAAACACUGAAUUUGACACAAAGAGUUUCGGACGCGGUCAUGAAUGCGGUGUUGCAAGAUUUCCCAGAUGUCAUUGUCACGACCCCUGGCAGAGCGACUCAAUACCUCAGCUCGGGCAGGCUGUCUCUUGAAAACAUCCAGCAACUCGUCAUUGACGAAGCUGACAUUGUGCUUUCAUAUGGCUACGAAGAGGAUAUCAAUGCAAUCGCUGCAGCCCUCCCCCGUGGCGUACAGACAUUCCUGGUCAGCGCCACGCUGACGCCGGAGGUCGAGGAGUUGAAGACCAUCUUCUGUCGUGACGCAGCAGUGGUCAAGAUUGAUGAGAAGGAGGAGAAGGGCGAGGGAGUGACCCAAUAUGUGGUACGGUGCGGGGAAGAUGAGAAGUUCUUGCUUAUGUAUGUUCUGUUUAAAUUGCGUCUCGUGAAGGGAAAAUGCCUAGUGUUCGUGGCGGAAGUCGACAGAAGCUACCGGCUAAAGCUCUAUCUAGAGCAGUUUGGAAUCAAAUCUUGCGUCCUAAACGCGGAAUUGCCAGUUAACUCUCGGUUACACGUGGUUCAACAGUUCAACAAGGGGCUUUACGAUAUCCUUAUUGCAGCCGACGAUCAAGAGGUUCUCGGAGGAGUUGUGAAGAGACGAAGGACGCAGGCACAGGUUGCGGAAGACCCAGCCAACGAGAUGAGCGAGGAGGAUGAGGAUGAAGUCCAACGACCAGCAAAGAAAGUGAAACAGUCGAAGAAACAUGAGAAAGACUAUGGGGUCUCGAGGGGCAUCGACUUUCAGAACGUUGCCUGCGUCAUCAACUUCGACCUUGCUCUAACCUCCAAGUCCUAUACACAUCGCAUUGGCCGAACAGCACGAGCAGGGAAAGCAGGAAUGGCAUUGUCGUUUGUGGUUCCCAAGGAUAAGUUUGGCAAACACAGAGCGACGAGCAUUUUCUCAGCGAAGAACGAUGAACGUGUUCUGGAGAAGAUCAUUGCCCGACAAACGAAGAAAGGCAACGAGGUGAAGCCCUAUCAUUUCGACAUGACGCAAGUGGAUGCUUUCCGUUACCGUAUGAACGACGCGUUACGUGCCGUGACUGGGGCUGCUGUGCACGAGGCACGCGCUAGGGAAAUCAAGCAAGAGCUAAUCAAGUCUGAAAAGCUGCGAAAGCAUUUCGAGGAGAACCCGGAAGAUUUACGACACCUGAGACAUGACGGCGAACACGGGGCAAUCGUCAGGCGACAAGUGCACCUGAAGCAUGUUCCGGAAUAUCUGAUGCCAUCGGCGGGUCGAAAAGCACUGAGUGCUGAUGACGUCGGGUUUGUUGGGUUGCAAAAGGAAAAAAAGCGGAAGGAUAGCAAGAAGCGAGGAGGUCGCAAAGGUCGGUUUGGCGGGAGAUCUAAGGGGAAAAUCGACCCGUUGAAGUCGUUCAGUGCAAGGAAGAAGCAUUAA